AUGGAGAAGAUCUGGCACCACACCUUCUACAACGAACUGCGUGUCGCCCCUGAGGAGCACCCGGUUCUCUUGACCGAGGCUCCCAUCAACCCCAAGUCUAACCGAGAGAAGAUGACUCAGAUCGUCUUCGAGACUUUCAAUGCUCCUGCCUUCUACGUCUCCAUCCAGGCCGUUUUGUCUCUGUACGCCUCUGGUCGUACCACUGGUAUCGUUCUGGACUCCGGUGACGGUGUCACUCACGUUGUCCCCAUCUACGAGGGUUUCGCCCUUCCCCACGCCAUCUCUCGUGUUGAUAUGGCUGGUCGUGACUUGACCGACUACCUCAUGAAGAUUCUCGCUGAGCGCGGUUACUCUUUCUCCACCACUGCCGAGCGUGAAAUUGUCCGUGACAUCAAGGAGAAGCUUUGCUACGUCGCUCUCGACUUCGAGCAGGAAAUCCAGACCGCUUCCCAGAGCUCCAGCUUGGAGAAGUCCUACGAAUUGCCCGACGGUCAAGUCAUCACCAUUGGUAACGAGCGAUUCCGUGCUCCCGAAGCUCUCUUCCAGCCCAGCGUUAUCGGCCUCGAAAGUGGCGGUAUCCACGUCACCACCUACAACUCUAUCAUCAAGUGCGAUGUCGACGUUCGUAAGGAUCUGUACGGAAACAUUGUCAUGUCUGGUGGUACUACCAUGUACCCAGGUAUCUCCGACCGUAUGCAGAAGGAAAUCACUGCCCUUGCUCCAUCCUCCAUGAAGAUCAAGAUCAUCGCUCCUCCCGAGCGUAAAUACUCUGUCUGGAUCGGUGGUUCCAUUCUUGCCUCCCUGUCGACCUUCCAACAGAUGUGGAUCUCCAAGCAGGAGUACGACGAGAGCGGUCCUUCCAUCGUCCACCGCAAGUGCUUCUAA
Talaromyces proteolyticus is the source of this 885-nucleotide messenger RNA. Its product is annotated as actin family. The transcript is spliced from 2 exons. Lineage: Eukaryota; Fungi; Ascomycota; Eurotiomycetes; Eurotiales; Trichocomaceae. The coding region runs from base 1 to 885 and encodes 294 amino acids. The record is from RefSeq and is a predicted model, not a curated record.